Saccharomyces eubayanus is the source of this 1185-nucleotide messenger RNA. It is a transcript of the gene RRD1, whose product is annotated as peptidylprolyl isomerase RRD1. NCBI's taxonomy places the organism in Eukaryota, Fungi, Ascomycota, Saccharomycetes, Saccharomycetales, Saccharomycetaceae. Bases 1 to 1185 code for a protein of 394 amino acids. Gene Ontology annotation, cellular component: protein phosphatase type 2A complex; nucleus; cytoplasm. The record is from RefSeq and is a predicted model, not a curated record. Gene Ontology annotation, molecular function: peptidyl-prolyl cis-trans isomerase activity; protein tyrosine phosphatase activator activity. Gene Ontology annotation, biological process: mitotic spindle organization. The transcript has a single exon.
AUGUCCCUGGAUCACGUCGACUGGCCGCAUGCCACGUUCUCCACCCCCGCGAAGCGCAUCUUUGACACGCAGACCACGCAGGACUUCCAGUCCUCGCUGGCCAUCCACAGAAUCAAGUACCAUUUGCACAAGUACACCACCCUGAUGUCGCAUUGUGCGGACCCUGACCCGCACGCCACUGCCUCGUCGAUCCCCAUGGUCAACGGGCUGAUGGCGGUGCUGGACAGGUUUGCGCAGUUGAUCGACGACACCCCGCCGCUGCCGGGGCCCAGAAGAUACGGCAACCUGGCGUGUCGUGAGUGGCACCACAAGCUGGAUGAGCACCUGGCCCAGUGGAUCCGGGACGUGCUGCCUGCAGAGUACCAUGCCGUGGUGCCCGAACUGCAGUACUACUUGGGCAACAGCUUUGGCUCGUCGACGAGGUUGGACUACGGCACGGGCCACGAGCUCUCGUUCAUGGCCACCGUCGCGGCCCUGGACCUGCUGGGCCUGUUCCCGCACUUGAGGGGCACUGACGUGUUUCUGCUCUUCACCAAGUACUACUCGAUCGUGAGGAGGCUGAUCCUGACGUACACGCUGGAGCCCGCUGGGUCGCAUGGCGUGUGGGGGCUCGACGACCACUUCCAUCUGGUCUACAUCCUGGGCUCGUCGCAAUGGCAGCUGCUCGAUGCGCACGCUCCGCUGCAGCCAAGAGAAGUACUGGACAAGGCGCUGGUCCGGGAGUACAAAGACACGAACUUCUACUGCCAGGGGAUAAACUUCAUCAACCAGGUGAAAAUGGGGCCCUUUGAAGAGCACUCGCCCAUCUUGUACGACAUCGCCGUCACCGUGCCCCGCUGGUCUAAGGUGUGCAAAGGGCUUCUGAAGAUGUAUUCCGUCGAGGUGCUGCAGAAGUUCCCCGUCGUGCAGCAUUUCUGGUUCGGUACAGGCUUCUUCCCCUGGAUCAACGUCCAGAAUGGUACCGAUCUGCCCGUUUUUGAGGAAAAGGAGGAAGAGAGUAUAGACCAGGCCAACGCCACAUCGGUCGCACCGGACCACACGUCCACACGGUUCCCAACGUCCACGGCGAUGCCCCCUCCGAUGGCACCGCCAUCUGGGAACAGUGUGAACUCUCUACUAAGCCACCAGAACCCCCACUCGCACAGAAACCAGACGGCUUCGUCAAGAGACAGACUACGCAGGUAG